This is a messenger RNA of Aspergillus niger, 648 nucleotides long. RefSeq lists its product as uncharacterized. The transcript has 2 exons. The coding region runs from base 1 to 648 and encodes 215 amino acids. Gene Ontology annotation, molecular function: zinc ion binding; carbonate dehydratase activity. Gene Ontology annotation, cellular component: cytoplasm. NCBI's taxonomy places the organism in Eukaryota, Fungi, Ascomycota, Eurotiomycetes, Eurotiales, Aspergillaceae. The record is from RefSeq and is a predicted model, not a curated record. Gene Ontology annotation, biological process: cellular response to oxidative stress; cellular response to carbon dioxide; carbon utilization.
AUGGCGCCCACUGCUACAGACCGUUUCACCUCCGCUCUGCACCAGAACAAAGACUGGGCAGCCCAGAUCUCCAAGGAAGACCCCUCACUGUUCCCCACGCUCGCGAACGGCCAGCAGCCCGAGAUUCUCUGGAUCGGCUGCUCCGAUUCCCGAUGCCCCGAAACCACUCUCCUUGGUCUUAAGCCGGGCGAUGUCUUCGUCCACCGCAACAUUGCCAACGUCCUGCACGCGGGCGACCUCAGCUCGUCUGCCGUGAUCGAGUACGCGGUCCGUUACCUGCGCGUCAACCAUGUAGUCCUCUGCGGUCACACCAGCUGCGGCGGUGUUGCUGCUGCCCUGGGUAACAAGCAGUUGGGAAUCCUGGACCCCUGGUUGCUUCCCCUGCGCCAGCUCCGGGCGAAGAACCUGGAUCUGCUGAACUCGCUGCCGGCUGACCAGGCGAACCUCAAGCUGGUCGAGCUGAAUGUCUUGGAGGGUGUCAAGCUGUUGAAGGAGAAGAGCGUGGUGUUGGAAGCGAUCCAGGAGCGUGGGUUGCAGGUUCACGGGUUGAUUUAUGAUGUUGGAAGCGGUGUUCUUCGGGAGUUGGAUACCGACGAGUCGGAGGAGGCAAUCAAGGCGCGGCUCACAUCGUUCAAGACGGAUGUUUAG